UAAAGAAGUUCAAACAUGAAAUUCUUCAAUUUGCUUAUCAUAGCUUUCGUUGUGGCUUUCGCUGCUCCUGCCUUGGGCAAGACUUUUACACGUUGCUCUUUGGCCAGGCAAAUGUAUGCCUUGGGUGUACCGAAAUCUGAACUGGCUCGCUGGACCUGUAUUGCUAAAUACGAAUCGCAUUAUCAGACUAACAUUGUGGGUCCCCCUAACAGGGAUGGCACUAAAGAUUACGGCCUUUUCCAAAUCAACGACAGGUACUGGUGCCAACCUAGCAGUGGUCAUUUCUCCUACAACCAAUGUAAAGUAGGUUGUGAUAACUUGUUGAAUGAUAAUAUCGGAGUGUCGGUUAGAUGUGCCCGCCUAGUGAAGGCCCAACAAGGUUGGCCCGCCUGGUCUACUUGGAAAUACUGCAGCGGUAAUUUGCCUAGCAUUAAUGAUUGUUUUUAAUGCAGUAGGAAUCAUUUCAUUGAAAAACAAAUCUGAAACAAGAUGUGAUUUAUUUGUAAACUUGUCUCCUUAUUUGUAAAUUAAUGUUUAAAAUAUUAAAGUUUUAUAA
Messenger RNA from Calliphora vicina (urban bluebottle blowfly), 556 nucleotides. Its product is annotated as lysozyme 1-like. The coding region runs from base 16 to 447 and encodes 143 amino acids. Lineage: Eukaryota; Metazoa; Arthropoda; Insecta; Diptera; Calliphoridae. Gene Ontology annotation, molecular function: lysozyme activity. The record is from RefSeq and is a predicted model, not a curated record. The transcript has a single exon.